CUACCUAUUGUAGAAUCACACAUAUACACGUGGAUAUAUAUACUAAUUUUUGGUCUAAAUGAGUGAAAUAUAAUCCUAGAUAUGCCAAUUUUUGCCUAACUUCCUUGUAGUCAUGUGACCUAUUAAAUUAAUUAAUAGGGUCAUUUUCAAUUCUUUAACUCUCGAGGGGCGAAACUGAAAUUUUCCAAAAAUACAUCCCUGCAUAAUUAAUUGAGCCACCGUCUUUUUUUCAGAGCUCACGUUUUUUCUACUCCUCUUGCUUCAAAAUCAAAGAAUUCUAUACUAAUAUAUACACUUAACAAAAUUCAGAUCGAUAAUUUAAAAAAUAUAUAUAUAAACAUACAUAUAUGUAUAUGUGUAUGUAUACAUCAUCACUACCCGUUCGAAAUUUCUCUCAGAUCAAACCAUAUUUUGAAGUCCAACUCCAUUUUAACGCAGAAUGAGCUCUCCGCAGCUUCCAGGAGGCUGGAUGAGCAUUUCCACAGGAUUUACGAAGCUGUGCAAGGGUUUGGCUGUGGUGUUAAUUGGCGGCCACAUUGUUGUGCAUAUUUUGCCUUUCACUGUUUCUUACCUUGCUCUCAUCCCAGCCAAGACCAUUCCUUUCGUUUGGAAUCUUAUUUCAGCUGGUUAUGUUGAGCAGUCGGUGUAUGGGGUGGUCAUCAGCACGAUCGGUCUACUUUUCAUCGGGAAAUUGCUUGAACCUAUAUGGGGUUCGAGGGAAUUUUUAAAGUUCAUCUUUGUAGUUAACUUCCUAACAUCAGCUUGCGUUUUCAUCACAGCUAUUUCCUUGUACUACAUAACAACUCAGGAAUUGUACCUUUAUCUACCUAUUUCUGGUUUCCAAGGGGUCCUGGCAGGGUUUUUAGUCGGCAUCAAACAGUUAAUACCUGACCAAGAGUUAUUUCUGUUAAAGAUAAAAGCAAAAUGGCUGCCUUCCUUAGCCUUAUUGGUGUCCGUUUUUCUAAGUUUUUUCGUGAAAGAAUCGACAUCCUAUCUUCCGACGGUAAUAUUUGGCACCUGUAUAGGUUGGAUUUAUCUCAGGUACUGGCAGAAAAAACCAGAGACAAAAUUAAGAGGCGAUCCAAGUGAUGAAUUUGCUUUCUCGACUUUCUUCCCCGAAAUUUUAAGACCAGCAAUUGAUCCCGUGGCUACAAUUUUUGAGCGGAUGCUUUGUGGAAAAAGACCUGAAUCUGAUGAGAAUGGCUAUACUUUAGGAGGUGCAUCAUUGUCUGGUUCGGAUUCCGUUGAAGCUUCUAGAAGGAGGGAAAGAGGUGCUCGAGCACUCGAAGAAAGAUUGGCUGCUACAGGGAAAACAGAAGAGACACAAACAGAUGCAUCAGAAAAUGUCUAAAAAGCUCGUAAAAUGAAAACUUAUCAUGGUUUGCAGUUCUGUCUUAUUACAAGCUUCUUGUCUAUAUAUAUAUAUACUUGUGAUGAUGUGGAUUAUGAUCCUUACAGAUUUUGCUUUAUUAACAUGCAUGUUUUUUCGUUUGUA
Messenger RNA from Erythranthe guttata (spotted monkey flower), 1495 nucleotides. RefSeq names its product rhomboid-like protein 19. Lineage: Eukaryota; Viridiplantae; Streptophyta; Magnoliopsida; Lamiales; Phrymaceae. Gene Ontology annotation, biological process: retrograde vesicle-mediated transport, Golgi to endoplasmic reticulum. Gene Ontology annotation, cellular component: Golgi apparatus; membrane. The record is from RefSeq and is a predicted model, not a curated record.